GAAAAAGUUAAAAGAAAGAAAGAAAAAAGAUUUUCUCUUACAAAAUCAUUCUAAAUUCUUGAAUUUACUUUGUUUUCCGAUCUGCAUAAACGAUGAUGAGUCGCGGUGGAGCCAAGGCGGCCUCGUCGCUGUUAAAGGCUGCAAGGCCACGGUUAUUCUCAACCGCCACUACGAGCACGAUCCGUUCCAUGUCUCACGAGACGAGCCAUCUUAUGAGACCCGCGGCUGCGGAUUUAGCUUCUCCCCCUGGCAUGAGCGGUUGGAUCUGGACUACUCGAGCUCCGACUAUCGGAGGCGUGAGGUUCGCCAGCACGGUUACUCUGGGGGAGAAAACUCCAACUCAGGAUGCGAAUCCGAAGAAGACGGAGGAGGAAGCAUCCGCCGGUGGAGGUGAUAAGGGAGGGAAAGUGAUCGCUAGCUAUUGGGGUGUUGAACCGAGUAAGAUCACUAAAGAGGAUGGUACUGAAUGGAAGUGGAAUUGCUUCAGGCCAUGGGAGACGUACAAGGCUGAUUUGACGAUAGAUCUGUCGAAGCAUCAUGUUCCAACGACGUUUCUUGAUAAAUUAGCUUAUUGGACUGUCAAAUCUCUUCGUUUGCCUACCGAUCUCUUCUUCCAGAGGCGAUAUGGAUGCCGAGCUAUGAUGCUGGAAACUGUUGCAGCAGUGCCUGGAAUGGUCGGAGGAAUGUUACUCCACUGCAAAUCCCUCAGACGCUUUGAGCAAAGCGGAGGUUGGAUCAAAGCUCUUCUCGAGGAAGCAGAGAACGAGAGGAUGCAUCUCAUGACUUUCAUGGAAGUCGCUAAACCCAAGUGGUACGAGAGAGCUCUUGUCAUCACUGUCCAAGGAGUUUUCUUCAAUGCCUAUUUCCUUGGUUACGUGAUCUCUCCCAAGUUCGCUCACCGUAUGGUUGGGUACCUUGAAGAAGAAGCUAUCCACUCGUACACUGAGUUCCUCAAGGAACUUGACAAAGGUAACAUCGAGAAUGUCCCUGCUCCGGCUAUUGCUAUUGAUUACUGGAGGCUCCCUGCUGAUGCAACACUUCGUGAUGUCGUGAUGGUGGUCCGUGCUGAUGAGGCUCAUCACCGUGACGUUAACCAUUUUGCAUCUGAUAUUCACUACCAAGGCCGUGAACUGAAGGAAGCUCCAGCUCCAAUUGGAUAUCAUUGAAUUUAAUUACCAUCUCGUUUUGAGUGUGAAGGGCUUCGUUUACUGCAAGUUUUAAAAACUUUGUUCUAAAUAAUUUGAAAAACUCUGCCUCUUCUUGUGUUACUUGUACAUAGAUCACGGAUUACCUCUACUAGAGCCAUACUUUGGAAUCGGCUUUCCUUGAAUGUUAUAUUUUUGCUUUGUUCUAAAUAAUUUGGAAAACUCUGCCUCUUCUUGUGUCUCUUGUACAUAGAUCACGGAUUACCUAUACUAGAGCCAUACUUGGCUUUCCUUGAAUUUUAUAUUUUUGC
Eruca vesicaria subsp. sativa (arugula) is the source of this 1456-nucleotide messenger RNA. Lineage: Eukaryota; Viridiplantae; Streptophyta; Magnoliopsida; Brassicales; Brassicaceae. The record is from the annotation of a GenBank genome assembly.